Messenger RNA from Suillus fuscotomentosus, 2103 nucleotides. RefSeq lists its product as uncharacterized. The transcript is spliced from 6 exons. The coding region runs from base 106 to 2046 and encodes 646 amino acids. NCBI's taxonomy places the organism in Eukaryota, Fungi, Basidiomycota, Agaricomycetes, Boletales, Suillaceae. The record is from RefSeq and is a predicted model, not a curated record.
GUCCAAGUACUACUACAUUCGGCCAUCUCCGAAAGUAUGACAUUAGCCUUUGUCGGUGACUCUCAUCCAGUCAUCUUACCGGACUCAUAAGAAAAACCUGCGCAAAUGGCCCAGAGAUACCAUGUCUUUUCGCUGCCUCCUGAAUUGCUGGAGACCCUUGUACCUCGGAAUCUAAUCAGUCAACCACCACCCCCGGCAGUCUCGACUAUCAUUCAAACAGCUCCUCCAGUAUCAGACAACGCGAGAGCGUGUAACAUUUGUCUCGGAGCGACAUUUGCAGACGUAACUGAGCAACGAUCCCAUUUUCGAUCCGACUGGCAUCGAUACAAUGUAAAGAUUCGCCUGAGGGGUGGCAGCCCUGUGACGGAGCUAGUAUUUGCGCAGCUUGUUGACGGCCUUGAAGAUUCCCUUUCAGGGUCUGCAUCAUCUGACGAGAGUUCUGAUGACUCCGAUGCAGUCAAGGUCCUGGUGAACAAAACAAAGCGAACGUCGAGAUCACCUUCCCUCAGCGAGGAGCGACAAACACCACUUACAGCGCUUACCUGGUUUCAUUCGCCUCCAUCCACUCAAAUCGGGGUGUACAGAAUGCUAUUUCCAAUAGAUACCCCUGCUCCGUCAUACUUGGCGGAGCUGAAGAGCAUUCAAGAACGUGUGGAAGGUGGACGAAAGUGGGCUAUGUUUAUGGUUGCUGGAGGUCACUUUGCAGGCGCAAUAGUAGAAGUCAGUAGACCUGCAGAAGACCAGGAUUCUACUUUCUCUGCAAAAACGAAGAAGAGACCGCCAAAACCCAAGCCGGAGACAUCAAUUCUGAAACACAAGACAUUUCACCGUUACACUACUCGCCGUAAACAGGGUGGUUCGCAAUCGGUAAAUGACAAUUCCAAGGGUGCUGCGAUUAGUGCAGGUGCUAUGCUUCGUCGUUAUGGCGAGCAAGCUCUCCGAGAUGAUAUCCGUAACCUUCUUCUUGACUGGGCUGAUGACAUUCAGGACUGCGAAAGAAUUUGGUUGCGUGCUAGUGUCUCUAACAGGCGCAUAUUUCUCGACUAUGAAAAUUGCGUCAUCAACAAAGGAGACGAUCGUCUGAGAACGUUCCCUUUUCCAACGCGCCGACCAACUCAAUCUGAGCUUGUGCGAUGCCUCCUGGAGCUCACUCAAGUUAAGACGUCACACCUUACAGAGGAAGCGCUUAGAGCGCAGGACGAAGCGUUCCUUGCCUCCUUGCCCAAGCCCAAAGCCACACCUUCCGUCGUGCCCACAGCGGUGCCUGAAAAGGCAAAACCACAACGAUUGACUAAGGAGGAGGAAGCCUACCGUGAGAAGUGGUCUCGAUUACUAGAUAUGAUCAGCAAAGGUCGCUCAGAGCCUUUGAAAUCCUUCUGGGAGCGCGAAGGCGCUUCCCUCGGUGGUGUCGAUGCCCUCAUACCAGAAUGGACAGGGGAUAGGCAUGCAUCGUUGCUCCAGAUCGCUGUGCAAUCAGGCCAGGAAGACGUUACACGCUGGCUGUUGUACGAACUGCACGCCGAUCCGACCAUCCUUGUUCCGUCUUCAGGCGUACUUCAGGAAGCUGCCAACGAAUCUGACACAUCGAACGCGCCUCCUUUACAGGGUGUAGGUUCGCGCCGUACUGCCUAUGACUUAGCUCGUGCAAGGGCAGUCCGUGACAUUUUUCGCCAGUGCGCGGGAGAUCACCCUGACUGGUGGGACUGGUUCGGGGCGGCACAUGUACCAAGCACCUUCAACAAGGAAAGGGAAGAAGCGAGGGACGAGAAGAAAAAGCAAAGAAAGAAAGGCCUGAAAGAGAAAAUGCGGGAACGGGAGGCCAGAGACGGAGAACGAGAAAGUAAACAGUCUGUCAUUGAUGACGAACAGGUGGAAGCAAAGUCGGAGCCUCGUUCUCAAGACCCUACAGCUCCCCGAAAGCUCGGAGGUUCGUCCGGCGCAGUUGAUGGCGUUGUCGGCUUAACUGCUGAGUUGAGAGCAAAGGUGGAACGGGAACGAAGGGCCCGAGCGGCUGAAGCACGGUUGAAAAUUCUUACUGGAGCAUGAUGGUAGAUGUAGUUCAUUACCAGCCUGAUGGAACAAAAUUACAUGGACCACAAAAAA